AUGUUCUGCCGUCGGCUCCUACGAUGGCGGGCACUGAGCACCCAUGCCCGCAACGUCAUCCCAGCCAACGCAGAACUUGCCGCUGGAGCGUACGAGCCGCCGCCUUUCGAUUUUGAGGCCAUCGACGCCAUCUUACAAUCCAGGGCUAAAAAGACACAGCAUGAAAGCUCUGAAGUGGCGCCUUCGUCGAUUUCCACGGCUCAACCUCCGUCUAAGGAACGUGGAAUAGUGCUAGAAAAUGACGAGAAAUCGUUGUUUUACUUGUUUCUCAGAGAGACGAAUGCAGUCAUCUUCGCCGCCACCGCCCUGGCGAAGAAGGGCAAACUGCUUGCAUCAGAUCAACCGUCAGAAGGCCAGUUCGAGAAGACCCAGAGCGAAUGGCUCUGCGAGCGCAUGGCCGAUCGACUACUAUCCUACAGUGUCGAUAAUCGCAUCAUCGUGCUGCAGCGGUCACUUGCGGGAUGGCACCACUCUAGACAGCACCAUUGGCACCGUUUGGCGAAAACGGCGCUGCGGAGCUGCUUCCUCAACGACGAAUUCCCGAACGCGCAGCACGCGGCCAAGAUAUGCGCCGCACUGAGCAAGUGGCGGUGCAGGGAUAUCGCCGAGGUGAGGCAGAAGCUUAACCUGGCCAUACUGGCCGCCGAGGGGUGGAACGUCGACAAGGCUUCGCACGUUCUGUGGAGUCUCACGCACCUGAGGGAGUUCGAGAUGAGCGCAUUUGAUUACAUGAACAACGUAGUUGCCACCGCGCUGUCGAAGCCGGAUUUCGACGCGACGUCGUUGAUGGAUGACACCGUCCACCGGAUCCUGAACGCUAACAUCGUUAGGAUGUCACACACAGGUAGACAGCACCGUGCGGUCCUCACUGUGCUAAGGGUGCUCACUGAGCAGCCCCAUGCGGUCAGCCAUCUGAGCCCCAAAACGAUGCUGGCGGUUUCCGCAGCGAUGCCGCUCUGUUCGGAGAUGGGCAUCACGGAGCACAUUGCGCGAAGGCUAUCGAGCUCUAUGCACAAUUUCACGCAUGUGCAAGCAGCUCAUGUGUUUUACAACUUCGCUCUGGUUGCGCCUAGCCUUCCUUCGGCCGUAGUGGACCAGCUCGUCGGGGCACUCUUUGACUUCAAGGAGACACUGUACAAGACCGAGGCUGCUUACGUGCCCAGCCUGACCGCGAAGUUGCUGUUCACCUUCAUGACAUUCUUACGCGGCUUGGACCAUUGUUUCAUCAGCAAGUGCCUCGCCGACCUGAACGCCAACCUGCAUCUGCUAGGACCUUUCUCCUUGGUGGGCAACCUGCAAUACAUCAAACUUUACAUGGAUUCGUCGACCUGCGACCUUACGGGCCAGCAGUUAACCAGUUUGCAAAACACGUGGAACAACAUGGUUAAGACGGACGAUUACGGCGAUUUUGUGAAGCCGCUCUUCGGCAAGGAUGGACAAGCUCCAUUAGAUAAUCUGAAGCUGUGGCAUUACGGCGCCCUUUACAGGCUCACAAAGCUCGGAUAUGAGCCUAUGAUGAGGCAAAUUGACAGCUUCAGAUGCGGCGUUGGUACGGACAACGUCACACCGGCCAUGAAGGACUUUUUGCUUUUUAUUGUUAACGUGAGCGCUCAACGGGAAGUGAUCGCAGACAGAAGGAUGCUAAAUGCCAUUCUAAUCCUGGCUUCACAUCUCAGGGACAUGUCCGACGGCAACGCCAGGGCGGAGGAAUACUGGGAACCCGUGAAGUUCCAUAUGGCGGCGCUAGGAAUCCUAGACAUCUUCGAGCGAGAGUGCGAGGCCUCGCCGUCUAGUGCAGCUAAGUCGGGUAACGAUAUACCGACUAUGACGGCACUACGUCUGGCAAUGACGGAGUCGACUGGCGGGUGUGAUGCCGACCCGAUUUUUGCGUGGUUGAGGAGUAAGGCACUCGGAGCUACCGCUGCCGACGUCGAGAAAGAUGCGCUUGCCGUGCGUUACGUUAUGUUCAUGUGCCUGAUACGCGACAACUUUAUCGCCUCGAUGCUUAAAAAUGCGUCGGAUGAGCCUAUUAUGAAGGUACUGAAGCAGUCGUUCUACGCCGGGGCGUGUGGGCGGCUUUUCCACCCCAAAGACAGCACCGACCCAGUGGUCAGCGAGGUUCUGGAAUACCUGAACGCCUCGUCACAGAUACCAAUCGUUCCGGUAAACAGCGGCGUCGCCCAUGCCAAGCUUUUUUUCAUGCAAGACACGCCGCGACUUCUGCUGCAGCUGCUACCCGAGGUUGCGCUGGCCGAACUGUGUUGUCAGCAAAGGCAUCAUGUGGAACUGUGGGACGUCGCUGCUUGGCUACAGGGAUCAAAGCAGAGCGAUUCGCUGUGUAGGUACCUGGAAGAGGUUGGGGAGGCAAAGCCGCUGAACAGCAGGACGUCGUUCAGGGAGCUUGCAGGCAACGUUGACCGCCCCCUCUUCGAGGUCAAAAGGGUCAGGCGUAACUUCAACUUCGGCCCCUACAUGUGUCAUGUUGGCCUUUUCGGCGACGAGGAUUCGCAUAUCGCAUUGCUGUUCGUGCACACCCUCAGCGGCGUAGGCGGGGGAGACAGGUUUGCGGAGCACAUCUUCGACGUCCAGCGCCGAAAGGCGCUGGGAAUCCUGGGUGUGCAGUACAUAGAUCUGUUAAAAUUGACAGACGGAAAUAAUUAG
Babesia bigemina is the source of this 2661-nucleotide messenger RNA. RefSeq lists its product as hypothetical. The coding region runs from base 1 to 2661 and encodes 886 amino acids. Lineage: Eukaryota; Apicomplexa; Aconoidasida; Piroplasmida; Babesiidae. The record is from RefSeq and is a predicted model, not a curated record. The transcript has a single exon.